Parnassius mnemosyne (clouded apollo) is the source of this 1314-nucleotide messenger RNA. The record is from the annotation of a GenBank genome assembly. Lineage: Eukaryota; Metazoa; Arthropoda; Insecta; Lepidoptera; Papilionidae.
AUGUCUUUCCUUCAUAAUCAUUCUUGCGAGUGCGUUAAGUCAGAAUUGGAUUUGUUUGCACUACCGUCUACACAAACUAGCAUUGAAAAUGGAUUGUGGAUUCAUUAUAAACCAAUUUCAUCUCUUGGUGAUGAUGGACCUAUCGAGUUUCAAGUUCCUGGGACCGGCGAUGACUACAUAGAUUUGUCUCAUACAUUACUCCACAUAAAGACAAAAGUAUUAAAUCAAGAUUCAACUAACUUGGUAUCUACUACAAUAGUAGCACCUGUAAAUAAUUGGCUGCAUUCACUUUUUAGUCAACUUGAUGUUUAUUUAAACCAAAAACUUGUAUCACCACCUAAUAAUACCUAUGCAUAUCGAGCAUACAUGGAAACCCUUUUAAACUAUGCCCCUGCUGCUAAACAAUCUCAUCUUACUUGUAGUCUUUGGUAUGAGGAUACAGCAGGAAAAAUGGAUUCUACAGAUGGUAAAAACAUAGGAUUUGUUAAAAGACAGGAAUUGAUUAGUGAAAGUAAGGAAAUAGAAAUGAUUGGUCAUCUUCACGGUGACAUUUUUAACCAAGAUAAAUUUUUAAUUAAUGGUGUUGAAAUGAGUGUUAAAUUGGUUCGAUCAAGAGAGAGUUUUAAUUUAAUUGUUGGGUCGAACGAUGUAAAGUUUAAAGUUUGCAUUACGGACGCAACUCUUAUUGUGCGACGAGCACGAAUUAAUCCAAGUGUAUUAGUCGCACAUCAAAAAGUUUUAGCUUCUACCACUGCUAAAUAUCCUAUUACUCGAGCUGAAGUAAAAGUUUUAACAAUUCCUUCAGGUGUUCAAGGAAAAAUUCUUGAUAAUAUAUUUUUAGGACAGGUACCGAAAAGAUGUAUAAUUGGAUUUGUGAACAAUUCUGCAUUUAAUGGUUCCCUUACUAAAAAUCCAUUUAACUUUGAAAACUAUGGUAUUAAUUCUUUCAGCUUAUAUAUUGAUGGUCAACAAAUACCUUCAAAAGCUUUGCAACCAUCUUUUAAUAAUAGCAUAUUUACAUCAGCAUAUCAUACUCUAUUCUCGGGAACUGGUAUUCACUUUCUUAAUGAAGGAAAUGGAAUCUCUUGUGAACAGUAUGGCAAAGGUUACUGUCUAUUAGCAUUUGACUUAACUCCUGAUUUAUCAGCUAACUCAUCAACUCAUUGGAAUCUCAUAAAGCAUGGUAGUGUAAGAAUAGAAGUACGAUUUGAAUCCUCAUUAAUACAAACAAUUAACUGUAUAGUUUAUGCUGAGUUUGAUAAUAUUAUUGAGAUAGAUAAAAACAGAAAUGUUACUGUAGACUAUAGUAGUUAA